Pyricularia pennisetigena is the source of this 3258-nucleotide messenger RNA. RefSeq lists its product as uncharacterized. The record is from RefSeq and is a predicted model, not a curated record. The transcript has 2 exons. Bases 1 to 3258 code for a protein of 1085 amino acids. NCBI's taxonomy places the organism in Eukaryota, Fungi, Ascomycota, Sordariomycetes, Magnaporthales, Pyriculariaceae.
AUGGCGCCGGUCCUGCCCGCCGCUGCCGGUACCGCCAACCCGACAACUCAACAACCAGCGGCGGCCAAGAUCAAACGCCCUCCGCCACCGGGCAUUCAGACCAACGGCGUCAGUCAACCAAAUACUUCGCCAUCACCAUCGUUACCGACCAAACGAGCGCCUUCGCUGGCACGACAGACUCCGGGCGCCCGACCCCCAAGUGGUUCCGGAGUGCGCCGCGAUGCUCCCGCCGGAGCAUUGGCGUCCGGCCAGAAUGCCGCCAGCAGCAUAGGCCCGCUGUCGGCAGGCUUGACAGCUGGCUUCGAGGUCAUUCCGACAAAGGAACCGAUCCCUUAUGUCAAGUCAGCCGAAUACAUUCUCCGCAAGUUUCGCGGUAAUCCGCCAUCGCUGAUCGUUCAUUUGCACCCUACACACUUUCGCUUCGAUAACCAAGACGGCAUGUUUCCAUACAAAUCCCCGAUGAAGAUAUUUCUGGAGCACGUCAGGGCAAGGACGGUACCACACGAUCUUUUGCCGCAACUCGUCGAAGGUGAAGUACCAUUCUACGAAGGAUGCCUCAUUGUACAGAUUCAUGACCACAAGUCCGUCGCCAUGGCAAACUCAAAAGAUGUCGCGCGCCCGGCAUCAUCCACCACCACUGUCGGGUCAACAAUACAUAACCACAACCCAUACAUCACGCCUUCACCCUUCGCGCCGUUUCCACAGGACAAUGCGGGCUCCAAUGCCAAGGCGAACACUGCCGGUGAAGCCAAGGGCAAGGCCAAGGAGGAGGAAGAUGGAGCGGAUAAGGAAAAUUCACCAGCUCCGAAUGGCCUACCCGAAGCGCCAAAAAGCAAACCGCCGCCGAAAGCCAUCAUCCGCACUGUGGUACUCCACCCUACCGAGCAAUCGAGGAUGAUGGAUUUGUGUAUCAAGGCCGCGACAGGCCGGAGUGCUGGGCAAGACGCCGCCGGCGCGCCCCCUCCCACGCCGUCACUGGCCGUACCACCUACGCCUACAGGUACCACCGCACCGCCGGCGGCCAAGAAAAUAAAAGUGGAGCGCUUGGAGAUCGAUGGAUCGAACAAAUACGAGGUCGAAGCCGCAAUCCUACUCGCUAUAACCCCCGAGUUGGACCUAACCCCAACAAGAAAUGCCGAGGAGACGAUUCGCAAGUUGGAGUCGCAGGCGCACCCGGACCAUUCCCAUCCUCCACCACAACCAAAGUCACGGAAGAGGACAGUGGCCGAAAUGGAGGCGGCCGAGGCCGCUGCGGCGGACCAGGAACGGUACAUGCUUUCUUGCGACGAGAGGCAUGCCGGGACCAACCAAGGCGCAACCGGCGGCGGCGACGGCGAUGCUCAGGGCACUGCCGCCGCCUUCGAACCGAGGUUCGAGCGCUUCAAGCUCAUCGCAGAUAUUAGGCAGGAUCUGGCUGAGAAGCAGGCGCUCGAAAACGCGAAGAAGGCGGAAGCUGAGCGCAAAGCCCAGCUCAAAAAGCAGCAGGAGAUGGCUGAGGCUGCAGCGGCUCAGGCGCAACAACAGGCCGCCUUUGCCCAGGCGCAGGCGCAAGCGCAGGCUCAAGCCCAGGCUCAGGCUCAGGCUCAGGCUCAGGCUCAGGCUCAGGCUCAGGCUCAGGCUCAGGCUCAAGCUCAGGCUCAGGCUCAGGCUCAGGCCCAGGCCCAGGCUCAAGCUCAAGCUCAAGCUCAAGCUGCUCAGCAACAAGCACAGCAGCAGGCUCAACAACAAGCACAAGAGAGGAUGCGGAGGGAGCAAGCUCAGCGCGAUCAACAAAAGCAACAAGCGCAACAACAGCAACAGCAGGCACAGCAACAAUCACUACAGGCUCGACAGGAAGCCCAAAGGCGACAACAAGCCCAAGCCCAGGCGCAUGCUCAAGCUCAAAGUCAGGCCGGAUCACCACCGAAUACUGCUGGGAUGCAACUUCCACAUGGACAUCCUUCGUCACAGAACGUGCCAGUCACAGGUCCACAUGCAAAUGGGGUGCCAAAUGGUAUCCAGGGGCAGGCUCGGUUUGUUUCCCAGCCGCCCGUCUCAUCACCCAUCAUCAGGAAUGGCACGCCGCAGAACAUGUCUUCGCCGAUGGUCAACAACGUCUCGGUGCCAAUGCAAGCUUCCAACUCGAAUAUGGGCUCCGCUAUGGGCAGUCCAGCGCGUCCGCCGUCUGUGGUUCAGACUCACCCACCGAUGGCAGCUGCCAUGACUGCGAGCAUGUCUGCUAGGGGCAGCCAGCAAAGCCAUCCCUCAAACACACCGAGGAUGCCUAACGCGACGCCCAACAUGGCGCAUGCGACACCCAACCAGCGGCCUCAGGGCAUGAUGCAGACCCCUCGCAUGACACAAGCCACUCCUCCCCCGGGUGGCAUGGCCGGCGGGCAGAUGUCGAUGCAGCAGGCUCAGGCAAUGGCGAUGAAUGGUCAGCUGGCUCAGCUGCAGGCCCAGAACCCCCAGCUUGCAGCGCAGAUAAUGGCAGCCAACCAACAGAGUCAGUUCUUGCAGCGCCAGCAGGCGGCGCAACAGAACGGUAUGAUGGGCAGGGGCCAGAUGACACCACAGCAGCUCCAACAGUUUAUGAUGGCGCAGCAAAACAAUCCUGCCGUAUUCCAGCAGUACGCGCAACAGGUUGGUGAUUUGAGGCACGCCCAACAAUUACAACAACUUCGGCAGAUGCAGGCUGCCGGCAUGAUGCCGGCACAGAUCCAACAGCAGCAGCAGCAGCUGUUGAUUCAACAAAACAUGAUGAACCUGAACAACAUGCCACCCCAACAGCUGGCGGCUAUGCAGCAACGCAUGGCGCAAGUGCAACAGCAGCAACGCAUGCAACAGCAGGCGCAAGCCCAACAGCAGCAGGCACAGCAGCAGCAGGCACAGCAGCAAGGGCACAUGCAAAUGGGUGGCAUGAACCAGGCUGCAGGCCAUAUGGCGCCGCAGAUGGCUAACCCUUCCGAGGGGCAGCUUGUAGCCCAAAUCAAUCUCCACUCGCAAGCAAUCUAUCGGAAAAUGCUUCCGUCGUUAAUCAGCAAGCAUGGCGGCUCUUUGGAAGCAGUGCCACCGGACCAGUUGCAGAGCUUCAAGAAUUCAUGCAUUACAAUGGCGAGGCAAGCCGUCUCGCAGCAGAUGCGGAAUAGACAGCAGCAGGCGAUGCAGCAGCAACAACAGCAGCAGCAUUCGAUGAUGGGAGCGCAACAGAUUGCAAUGCAGCAGCAGCAACAGCAACAGCAGCAGAACAUGGGUGGAAUGAUGCACCAGGGCAUGUAA